CCGAGUUCCUGAGCUUCUCCUGUCUUCCUUCCUGUUCUGUAAAACACAGACGUGGAGUUUAAUCUACAGAAAACGCGGACAUGAGUUCCACUAACAUGAGGAGACUGCUGGUGUGUGUUGUGUGUGAGGUGUGUGUGUUAGUGCAGUGUGCACUAACGGAGGAAACGGACGGGAGAAGGGAGCAGGAGUGUUAUAACUACGCAGGAGGACACGUUUAUCCCGGAGAGGCGUUUAGAGUCCCGGUGUCUGACCACUCACUGCACCUGAGCAAGGCCAAGAUCUCUAAACCUGCUCCAAGCUGGGAGGGAACCGCCGUCAUCAACGGGGAGUUUAAAGAACUGAAGCUGUCAGACUACAGGGGCAAAUACCUGGUGUUCUUCUUCUACCCUCUUGACUUCACGUUCGUCUGUCCCACUGAGAUCAUCGCCUUCAGUGACCGUGUCCAUGAGUUUCACACCAUUAACGCUGAUGUUGUGGCCUGUUCCGUCGACUCUCAGUUCACACACCUGGCCUGGAUUAACACACCCAGGAAACAGGGAGGACUCGGACCCUUGAAGAUCCCCUUGCUGUCUGAUCUAACACACCAGAUCGCCAAAGACUACGGAGUCUAUCUGGAGGACCAGGGGCACACACUCAGAGGUUUGUUCAUCAUUGAUGAUAAAGGUACACUGCGUCAGAUCACCAUGAAUGAUUUGCCUGUGGGACGCUCAGUAGAUGAAACACUCCGUCUGGUGCAGGCCUUCCAGUACACUGAUAAACACGGAGAAGUUUGUCCAGCUGGCUGGAAACCUGGCAGUGAUACGAUUAUUCCUGAUCCCUCAGGCAAGCUGAAGUACUUUGACAAACUGAAUUAACUUCCUGACGUGUGAGAGUUCACAAAAAUAAACUGAAUGCUUGGUGGA
This is a messenger RNA of Hemibagrus wyckioides, 902 nucleotides long. It is a transcript of the gene prdx4, whose product is annotated as peroxiredoxin 4. The record is from RefSeq and is a predicted model, not a curated record. The transcript has 7 exons. Gene Ontology annotation, biological process: cellular response to stress; cell redox homeostasis; hydrogen peroxide catabolic process. Gene Ontology annotation, cellular component: cytosol; endoplasmic reticulum. Lineage: Eukaryota; Metazoa; Chordata; Actinopteri; Siluriformes; Bagridae. Gene Ontology annotation, molecular function: thioredoxin peroxidase activity. Bases 81 to 854 code for a protein of 257 amino acids.